GGGACCCCUCCAAAACUGCGUGCCGUCCUUCAAGUCCGUCCGAGAAGGCCUCUCUCUGCAUGCACGCUUGCACAGCUCGGUAUGUCAUCGCUGCUCAGGCUCGCCCGCCGGCCCGAUUCCGCGGGCGACGCACCAGACACCUCACACAGACACAAGAUGAUACUCCGCGGCACCCGCACGCCCAGAAAAUGUCGCGGGCUCCUGCACGACUGAAUAGGCCGGCGCUGGGCACUGAUCCCCAGCGCGCGAUAGUCGCCGCCUGUCUGUCUGCCGCAUCUCCGGACCCGGAUCCCCUGGAGUGCAUGGGACAGGGACAGCACCGCGGCAGGCUGAUCCCCGGCGAGGCUACCAACUCGCCGUGCGCCCGGGUGCUCCGUCCCCGUCUGACGAACAACCGAACAGGCGAGGGGGAAUGCAGAGGGCUGCGGGUGGCAGACUGGCACGGGCAUGCGUUGGGAGAUGCCGUGAGGGUACAGGCUCCGCCGCUAUACUGCUUCAAGUGCCUGCAGCCCCCGCGGACUCGCGCUGUCUCGUUGGGUCCGCCCCGGAUCCCAGAACGAGGCUAACGCGGAUGGAUCCGCUGACAGGGACCCCGUUGCGGGCUGUCGACUUGGAGG
Molecule: messenger RNA, 617 nt
Organism: Fomitopsis serialis
Lineage: Eukaryota; Fungi; Basidiomycota; Agaricomycetes; Polyporales; Fomitopsidaceae
Exons: 1
Coding region: 60-566 (168 amino acids)
Source: RefSeq, a predicted model, not a curated record